CCUAUCGGUAAAUAACCAAUUGAUCAAGCGCAAAACUGGCAACAAACUCGAUCAAUUACCGGCCGAUAUGGUAGUACCACUACCAUUUAACAUCACGAUAGACACUUGUACUAUGUUCCCAUACGACCAUUUUGGUCGAACAAGUGCUAGGGGCAUAAAAGCCAGGGUAACUCCAGUUAAUUGUGGCGGCGCCUACACGGUUAGACUCGGCAAAGAGUUGACAAUUAAGGCCGUGACCACCGGUAGUCAAUUAGACGUCCGGUGCGUUUUGACAGUUACGGCUCAAAAUGACCCGGAUCAUAACCCGUUUGAUCAGCAUUUGGUGCUUACGUAUCCACCCUAUGCCACCCCAUGGGUUGUUUAUGACUCAAACACGCUCCGGGAUGAUCGCAAAAUCAAACAUGAUCACGUAUGGAAUUAUUGGUAUACCACAUCGACAAACACUAUAGUUGUUCUUCUAAACCACACCUAUGAUGGUAGUCUAUACGAGCCCACAUUGACCGUAAAGGCACAAGAUAUGUUGCUUUGCGCAAAAAUGUGUGACAAUGGGCAACGUUGUUUAUUGCCCAAUUUCCGGUGCAAUGGGGUCGACGAUUGCGGCGAUUGGUCCGAUGAAAGGAAUUGCAACCCUAUGCCAACGUGUCCGCCCGGAGUGACCAAUAGAGGUGGUGAGUGCAACGCCUGGAUCGGCUGGAUAGCGCUUGCUGGGAUAACCACCUUGCUAAUAUCCUGUGUAUUAGUUUGGUCUAUCGUACGAAUAACAGAUGAUUAUAAAUUUAAUCCGGACCAUCGUUAUCCCCAAGGAUCAAUUGCUAAAAGCAAUGAGCAUUUGGGCACAGAUUGCAAUCCGGAUAAACCUCGGCCCACACUCAAUGCCCCGAUCGGUAAACUCGCCAUUAAUAUCGCGCCUCACAAACUGGCCGGUCAUACAUGCGAGUGGCUUAUUAACGGCACCGACGCGUGGGUACCGGCCAUAAUACACAUGGACAUUCAAGCCAUGACUUUAAAUAGUAGAGAUUUGCUCAGGGUCACUACUCGCGAUGGUAAAUCUGUGCUCUACGAACACUACGGUCAUAUGGAGCCAGGUGUAAUUCUAUUGCCUACCGGGCAUAAAGUGGUGAGGGUAACCCUGACCCUGUCAUCUGACCCCUGGGACCGCAAAUGGGACGUUGACUACAAUACUAAAGACCUGACGGCACAACUACUAUUCAAGGUCAUGGCC
This is a messenger RNA of Medioppia subpectinata, 1222 nucleotides long. Lineage: Eukaryota; Metazoa; Arthropoda; Arachnida; Sarcoptiformes; Oppiidae. The record is from the annotation of a GenBank genome assembly.